CGUAGCUGCAUGUUCGACACUUCAACAAAUAUACGAUCCAGCAGAGAUGGCAAACCAGUAAUUUGUUCUUCCGGUGACCGGCGAUUAAGGCUCCGACAAUGCUCUAAGCAGAAAAAGUUUGUAAUCAAUCAGUAAUUUAAACUUCUCUAAUCAAUUACUGAAUUCACAAGCUCACUGUCUAGCUUCCAUUGCUUAACGAAGAAAUUAUUAUUUUCCAUAGCAUUUGAAGUGUACAUUUGAUUUAUUUAUUUUUAUUACAACAUUCUCUAUUUUCUCCAAGAAAACGAUGUCAUUUCUACGGCGCAGAAAGACCGUUGCAAAUUCCACGUCGCGUGGUUCAGAUCGCGGUGACGAUGAAGAGGAGAAAAAGAAGAAUGAGAAAAAGGGAGAAAAUAUUAAGAAGGGGAAGAAUGUUGAAGGCAAAAAGAUAGAGAAAUGGUCAUGUAUUGAUAGCUGUUGUUGGUUCAUUGGAUUCAUAUGUUCAGUUUGGUGGUUUUUGUUGUUUUUGUAUAAUGCAAUGCCGGCGUCGUUUCCUCAAUACGUGACAGAGGCAAUUACAGGGCCGUGGUUGGACCCUCCCGGCGCGAAGUUGAGGAAAGAAGGGUUGUCGGCGAACCACCCUGUGGUUUUUGUUCCGGGAAUUGUUACUGGUGGAUUAGAACUAUGGGAGGGUCGUCAAUGUGCUGAUGGAUUGUUUAGGAAAAGGUUGUGGGGAGGCACAUUUGGGGAAUUAUAUAAAAGACCAUUAUGUUGGGUUGAACACUUGUCACUAGAUAAUGAAACAGGACUAGAUAGACAAGGCAUUAGAGUUAGACCUGUAUCUGGACUUGUAGCAGCUGAUUAUUUUGCACCUGGUUACUUUGUUUGGGCUGUUCUAAUUGCUAAUUUAGCACGCAUUGGGUAUGAGGAGAAAAACAUGUAUAUGGCUGCAUAUGAUUGGAGAAUCUCCUUUCAAAAUACAGAGGUCAGGGAUCAAACAUUGAGCAGGAUAAAAAAUAAUAUAGAACUUAUGGUGGCUACAAAUGGUGGUAAAAAGGUGGUUGUUAUUCCACAUUCAAUGGGUGUUCUGUAUUUUCUGCAUUUUAUGAAAUGGGUUGAGGCCCCGCGACCAAUGGGUGGAGGGGGUGGGUCAAAUUGGUGUGCCAUGCACAUUAAAGCAGUGACAAACAUUGGGGGACCUUUUCUUGGUGUUCCAAAAUCUGUUGCUGGACUUUUCUCUACAGAAGCCAGGGACAUUGCUGUUGCUAGGGCUUUCGCACCAGGUUUUUUAGAUAAGGAUGUUUUUGGUCUUCAAACUCUACAACAUUUAAUGCGGAUGACCCGAACAUGGGAUUCAACCAUGUCAAUGAUACCAAAAGGUGGGGAUACUAUAUGGGGUGGCCUUGAUUGGUCCCCUGAAGAAUACUACAACUGCAGUGCAAAGAAGCAAAAGAACAAUGAUACUUCUGGUGCAUUUAAAAAUGACAAAGCGAAUAUUGUCAAGAAAAAUAUCAAUUAUGGGAGACUCAUAUCAUUUGGGAAAGACAACGCCGAGUUACAUUCCUCCAAGCUUGAGAGGUUGGAUUUUAGGGAAUGUCUCAAGGGGAGGAACUUUGCAAACACAUCUAGUUGUGAUGUUUGGACAGAGUAUCACGACAUGGGUGUUGAGGGUAUCAAAGCUGUUGUAGAUUACAAAGCUUACACAGCUGAUUCAAUUUUAGAACUGUUUCAUUUUGUUGCUCCCAAGAUGAUGAAACGUGGAGGUGGUCAUUUUUCUUAUGGGAUUGCUGAUAAUUUGGAUGAUCCGAAAUACAACCAUUACAAAUAUUGGUCUAAUCCUUUGAAACAACGUGAAUUACCAAAUGCCCCAGAUAUGGAGAUUUACUCUAUGUAUGGAGUUGGGAUUCCUACAGAAAGAGCCUAUGUCUACAAAUUCAGUACACAAUCUGAAUGUCACAUUCCUUUUCAGAUUGACACAUCAGUAAAUGGUGAAAAUGAGGACUCAUGUCUAAGGGGUGGAGUUUAUAGUUCUGAUGGUGAUGAAACUAUUCCUGUUUUAAGUGCUGGUUUCAUGUGUGCAAAAGCUUGGCGUGGAAGAACGCGCUUUAAUCCCUCGGGAAUCCGCGCGUACAUAAGAGAGUAUGAUCAUGCCCCUCCAGCUAAUCUUCUAGAAGGCAGAGGAACUCAGAGUGGUGCUCAUGUUGAUAUAUUGGGGAACUUUGCAUUAAUUGAAGAUAUCAUACGAGUAGCGGCUGGAGCCUCCGGCGAGGACUUAGGUGGAGAUAGAGUUUACUCUGAUAUUUUCAAAUGGUCUAAAAAAAUUGAUUUAAAGCUCUAGAUUUACAAUAGUAAUAGUAAUCUUUUUUUCCUAAUCUAACUUCUCAAACUGCUGACAUUAAUUUUGCCGCGUCCUAGACUUGGUCUACUACUUCCAUAUCAUGUCUUUAGUGAAAAUGUUCAAUCUUAUAAAUAUUACAAAAUCAGGGUUAUAUGUGAUGCUUCUAAAUUUUCA
This is a messenger RNA of Cicer arietinum (chickpea), 2491 nucleotides long. Its product is annotated as phospholipid:diacylglycerol acyltransferase 1-like. Lineage: Eukaryota; Viridiplantae; Streptophyta; Magnoliopsida; Fabales; Fabaceae. Gene Ontology annotation, biological process: lipid metabolic process. The record is from RefSeq and is a predicted model, not a curated record.